GAGUUGAGGGUGUCGCCUCCCUCGUCGUCAUGGAAUCGACGAUCAGGAAACCUGUCGACAUCUGCCCGGGGGGACGGAACUGCUCAUGCCGCCGGGUGAGACUGGGAUACUGGGGUACUGGGAUGCUGGAAUACCCGGGAGCGGAUGAGUCGAGCGAGAGUGUGCCAUCCACUCUUCCCCUUGUUGGUUCCAUGCGUGUGUUGCCGCCAGUGGCGGAAGCGCUCUGUGCCCCUCGUCCACGUCGGCGGGUUCAUUGGGAUGCAUGAUGACGGCUGGCCUCCCCACGGGUGGCCCACUGGUGGCCCACGCGGCUUGCCCCAUGGUUUAUCCAGCUUGCCGGUCGGGGAUUGGAUGAAUGGUCACCAGAGGGCAUCGUGCCCUUGUGCCGUUGUACAGCUCUCAUGUGUGUACCCCGUGUGUAUGUACCCGACCUGUCCUGGAUGGAGAUGGUUGCAGCAUGCGAGGGAGGGCCGAGCGUGGGAAUCCGCCGGCAGCUAUCUGCAUCGAGAAUCGAGGGAAAAAAGGCUGUCGUUAACGUAACACACCUCGCCUCAUCUCAGUUAAGCUGGCACUCUGGCUGUCUCCGCCGACGGAUAGCCAGAAACCCAGCCAAGAAGAGGCUUGAG
Ilyonectria robusta is the source of this 626-nucleotide messenger RNA. RefSeq lists its product as uncharacterized. The record is from RefSeq and is a predicted model, not a curated record. NCBI's taxonomy places the organism in Eukaryota, Fungi, Ascomycota, Sordariomycetes, Hypocreales, Nectriaceae. Bases 145 to 540 code for a protein of 131 amino acids. The transcript has 2 exons.